AUGGGAUCACAUCUCUCCCCCAUCAUCAGCGAGAUCUACAUGACAGAACUCGAAGACAAGGCCCUCCUCACCUCACCCUUCACACCAAUAUGCUGUUUCCGGAAAGAAGACGACACAGAAGGACCCCACCACCUUGCUUCAACGAGACCACAAAACCCUCAUAUCAGCACCAUCGCCCAGCCAGGCAAAAUAAUGAGUUAUGAUGUGGUUGAUCUAUUCACCAAUGUACCAAGAGACGAAGCCCUAGCCAUCAUUAGAAGAAAAGUUGAAGGCAUCCGCGCUAAACCUAAACACCCAUCUCACAGUAGAAAGCACCAUCCGCCUCAUCCAUUCCUGGAUGAUCAUCCUGCUGUCGGUGGCAACAUUCUCAUCAUCAUCUCAUACAUCCGUGACAAACAGCUUCAGACCGUCCACAACAUGUAUCUCCUCAACCUGGCAGUCACUGACCUUCUUCUGGGCAUGAUCAGCAUGCCUUUCUAUGCUGUCUACACCGUCACUGAAUGGCACUGGCCCUUUGGGCAAGGAUUCUGCAAGUUCUUCAUGUUUGUGGACUUUGCGCUCUGCCUGGAGUCUGUCCUGCUCAUCAUCGUCAUCAGCCUUGAUCGACUAAUCCUGGUCACCAAGGGUGCUGCCUAUGUGUCGGAGGAAACCUUCAAGGUCGGUUACAUCAAGGUGGGACUGUCCUGGGUGUUAGCCUUGUCCCUCUAUGGUCCUGCAAUCAUUGGCUGGGACUACUGGGUCGGAGAGUCAAUCGUAGAACCCGAAGAUUGUGAUGUUGAGUUUGCUCACAAUUUCAAAUUCACUCUCGUCACUUCACUGAUAGAAUUUUUUGUUCCGUUUUUGUCCAUAUCAGUUCUGAAUACUUUGAUAUACAUUAAGAUCAGAAAGAGAGCAAAAAUAUUUGCUAAAAAACCAAACACACUUGAUAUCCAUGCUACACCUGCAUCGUCAUCCAUGAAGUUAAACAAUCUGAAGGCAGCCAAAGCUCUGGCUGUUCUGGUGUUGGCUCUGGCAGUUUGCUGGGCUCCAUACACCAUCUCCACCAUCAUCAUUGCCUUCUGUGACAGUUGCAUCACCAGUGAUGUCUACGAGUUCCUCAACUGGCUGCUGUGGUUCAAGUCCUGCAUCAAUCCCUUCCUCUAUGCCUUGAACAGUGCUAGAUUUACACACAACAUCAAGAAACUACUGCAAUGCAACAGAAGAUGUUCAUAA
Molecule: messenger RNA, 1212 nt
Organism: Haliotis rubra (blacklip abalone)
Lineage: Eukaryota; Metazoa; Mollusca; Gastropoda; Lepetellida; Haliotidae
Product: histamine H3 receptor-like
Exons: 4
Coding region: 1-1212 (403 amino acids)
Biological process (GO): chemical synaptic transmission; adenylate cyclase-inhibiting G protein-coupled acetylcholine receptor signaling pathway; G protein-coupled receptor signaling pathway, coupled to cyclic nucleotide second messenger
Cellular component (GO): membrane; dendrite; synapse
Molecular function (GO): G protein-coupled acetylcholine receptor activity; G protein-coupled serotonin receptor activity
Source: RefSeq, a predicted model, not a curated record